Paramecium pentaurelia is the source of this 2554-nucleotide messenger RNA. Lineage: Eukaryota; Ciliophora; Oligohymenophorea; Peniculida; Parameciidae. The record is from the annotation of a GenBank genome assembly.
AUGAAUUAAUAGAAUUCUACAAACAACCAAAAUUUAUUGGAUACUACUAUCAAAACUCGUUAAAAUAGAUAAUUAAAAGUUAUAAGCUUGUUGAGAGUAGGAAGUGAUGAAACUUUGUAUAAAGCAUAAUAUAUACAUGACCCAAACCCAUGCCCUAAAGAAUUUAUCUUGAAAUCUUAAAAAACAAUGAGUGAAUCCUAAAAAGCUUUCAUUAAGAAUAUAAUGUAGACUUAAGGAUAGUCUGACACAGGUAUUGUAACUAUUGAAGAAGUUAUUGAAUUUGAAUAACAACAAAAUUAUAUAUUAUUAAUGGAAAUGGGAACAAUCAAUUUACAUGAUUACAUCAAAAAUUAAUCAACUCUAACAAUAGAAAAAAAAAUUUAAAUUUGCAAUAAUGUAAAUAUUAUGUAAAUUCUUAGCUUUUUACACCUAUUAAUUUUAUGCAUUCUCAAAAAUUUUAUCACAAAGAUCUCAAACCAGAGAGCUUUGUUCUUAUAGAGAAUAGAUUUAAAUUAAUUGAUUUCGGGUUAAUGAUGAAAGGAUAUGAUUAAAAUAACAGUCACACUAUACAAGUUGUAAAAACUGUAUACUCAGCUCCAGAAAUAAUUUUCCAAAAAUAUGAAUAUUCUGAAAAAGUAGACUCUUGGGCCUUGGGUUGUAUAAUUUAUGAGAUUUUUUCUGGAAAGUCAUUUUUUGUUAGAUGUAUCAAAUCAUAUCUAAAAUAUUAGAUGAAAGUGUAGAAGAUUUAAAAUAAUAAAUCUAAAUGUAUUAAUAACAAUAGGAUUCAUAUCAUAAAAAAAUUGACUAAUUACAAAUACCUGAAUAAAUUUAAAGAACCUUGAAGUAAAUGUUAGACCCUAACCCAUAAAAGCGUAUAUCGAUUUUGGAAGCCUCAGAAGCAUUUAUAAACAAAUAAAAAAAAACUCAAACAAAUCCAGUAUUAUAAACUCAAGCAAAUCCAGUAUUAUAAACUUAAACAAAUCCAGUAUUAUAAACUUAAACAAAUCCAGUAUUAUAAACUCAAACAAAUCCAGUAUUAUAAACUUAAACAAAUCCAGUAUUAUAAACUCAAACAAAUCCAGUAUUAUAAACUUAAACAAAUCCAGUAUUAUAAACUCAAACAAAUCCAGUAUUAUAAACUUAAACAAAUCCAGUAUUAUAAACUCAAACAAAUCCAGUAUUAUAAACUUAAACAAAUCCAGUAUUAUAAACUCAAACAAAUCCAGUAUUAUAAACUUAAACAAAUCCAGUAUUAUAAACUCAAACAAAUCCAGUAUUAUAAACUUAAACAAAUCCAGUAUUAUAAACUCAAACAAAUCCAGUAUUAUAAACUUAAACAAAUCCAGUAUUAUAAACUCAAACAAAUCCAGUAUUAUAAACUUAAACAAAUCCAGUAUUAUAAACUCAAACAAAUCCAGUAUUAUAAACUUAAACAAAUCCAGUAUUAUAAACUCAAACAAAUCCAGUAUUAUAAACUUAAACAAAUCCAGUAUUAUAAACUCAAACAAAUCCAGUAUUAUAAACUUAAACAAAUCCAGUAUUAUAAACUCAAACAAAUCCAGUAUUAUAAACUUAAACAAAUCCAGUAUUAUAAACUCAAACAAAUCCAGUAUUAUAAACUUAAACAAAUCCAGUAUUAUAAACUCAAACAAAUCCAGUAUUAUAAACUUAAACAAAUCCAGUAUUAUAAACUCAAACAAAUCCAGUAUUAUAAACUUAAACAAAUCCAGUAUUAUAAACUUAAACAAAUCCAGUAUUAUAAACUUAAAUGAAUCAAGCAUAAUUAUCUUAAUAUACAUAUUAAUAACCAAAUAAAACCUAAUAAUAGCCUACAUAAUCUUAAGCUUCUCCUUUUUAAUAAUAAACUACUUAAAAACAAUAGUUAUCUUAGACUAAUAUAGAAUAAGUUUGUAAUUUACUUCUAGGUGAAAUCAAAUAAUAAAUUUCUAAAAAUUAAAAUUAAAAAAUAGAAAAUAAAGAUGCAAAAAAGCAAAUAAGAGAAAAUGACUCAAAAUAGUCUUAAAAUGAUGUAGAAAAUGCUUUUCAUUAAAUUAAUAAAAUUAUCCACAAUUUAAAAAAAAAUGUCUAGGAAAAACAAGUAUAAUAAAUAUAAGAAAUUAAUAAAUAAUAUGAAUUAAAAUUAGAAGACAAAGAUAAAUUAAUAGAUUAAUUAAAGAAAUAAUUAGAGGAUAAAUAAAGAGAUAUUGAAUAAUAAAUAAAAUCUAAUAAUGAAUUGGUUUAAGAAAGCAAGAAACUUUAAGAUUAAAUAAAUAAUCUUAAUUAUAAAUCUUAGGAAUAACAAACAUUGAUAUAACAAUAAGAAAAAAAGAUAUUAGAAUAAGAAACAUAGAUUUAACAAAAAGAAACAAAGAUUUAAGAAUAAUAGAACUUAAAUUAUUUAGUUAAUUAAGUGAUAAAGAUAAUAUAGAGCAGAAAGUAAGAUAAAUAAGAAUAAUAUUAAAAUAAUGAACAGUAGUAAUACCAAAAUAAUGAAGAAGAGACUCUCUUUUAAAAGCUUUAUGAAGAACUAAGCUAAUUUGAUAACAGAUAUUGA